Ostreobium quekettii is the source of this 1983-nucleotide messenger RNA. NCBI's taxonomy places the organism in Eukaryota, Viridiplantae, Chlorophyta, Ulvophyceae, Bryopsidales, Ostreobiaceae. The record is from the annotation of a GenBank genome assembly.
AUGUCUAUGGCGGGCGGCGCCGUGGCGGACGACGGGGUGCGCGGCGAGGAGGGCCGGCCCGCCGGCGGGGACCCGCCGGCGGUGGAGUCGGGCCCGGAGCCGGAGGGCCCCUGCGCCAGGCACUCCAGGUGCCAGAGGCGGGUGAACGACGAGGAUGUGCUGUUCGUGCGGGAGGGGCUGGCGCGGUCUGCCGGCGGCCAGCCGUGGUCGCUGUACGCCGUGUGCGACGGCCACGGGGGCGCCAUGGCUGCGAACUACGUCAUGGGCCACCUGUGGAGGGUGCUGGGGCCCCUGCUGCCAGCGUCGGGCCUGCCGCACCGGCAGUCGCCAGCUUUUGACCAUUUUGCUUCCGAAGUGAGAACUGCCGUGGCCACUGCUUUUGUGAAGAUAGGGCAGCAAUUCGCAAUUGAUGUUUCGGCUGACAAGUCAGGUACUUCAGUGACUUUGGCCCUCCUGUGUGGCCGACUAUUGACGGUGGCCAACGUGGGCGACGCUGACGCUGUGCUGGACACGGGCAUGGAGAAGAUCUUGGCAACGGUCAGCGACAGGAUAGAGGCCAACGAUGCUGAGCGGGUGCGCUUGGCAGACGCAGGGGUGCUGGUGUGUCGGAUGUCGGACACCCAAAAGGGACCCGCGGCUGCUGGGGAAGAGGGUCAGGGGCCACUGAGGUGCUGGCCCGGAGGACUACAGGUUGCAAGAUCCAUAGGCGACAUAAAGUCCAGCAGCCGUGUGUUUUCUUGUCCCCACAUCUUUCAGGUGUGCGUACCGGACGCCGGCACCCGGCUCAUCAUGGCCUCCGCCUGCCUGUGGGGCCGCCUGCAUUGGGAGGAGGCCGCCCAGGCCACCCGGCGCUGCCCGGUGGCCGGCGCCGCGCGGCGCCUUGUGGCCGCCGCGGCGUCCAACGGACCCGCGCCCCCCGCCGAGGACAUCAGCGCCCUGGUGCUCGACAUGCUCCCCAAAAAGGGGGGCACCUUCCCGAGGCUGGUGCGAAAUAGGGCCAAGGCGGCCGGCGCGGGCCCCAGGGGCCGGCGCCCGAGGCUGUCGGCCUACCUGCGCCGGUGCCUUGGGGCCCGGCCCAGCGGGGACCCGCCACUUGGGAGCGAGGUGCUGAGGACCGUGGCCAUGGUGGACGGGUGGGAGCUGGUGCGCGGCUGCGUGGGCCCCGGGGGCCCGGAGGGCCUGGCGUGCGGGGCCCAGGGGGGGUCCGGCCGCCGCGAGGCACUGAGGUACCCGUCCGCCCGGUGGGGGUCGCCUGAGGCGGCGGGCGACCGCAAGAGGGCGGAGAAAGCAAAGGAAGCGGGGGUGGGGAAUGGAGAGCCGGAGCUAGAGCCCGCGAUGGUGAGGGGGAACAGGAGGCCGGGCGAGGUCGGCGCCCUCAGGACCAGGCCUCGGGGAGAGAACGAAGAGGACACUGGGAGCGGCAGGCGGCGGUCCGCUCGAUUCAGCAAGGCCAGCGCCGCCGGCGCCUUGUCGCCCGCCGAGCCCGCCCGCCCGCAGGCAGGCGAGGCCACGGCGAUCGGACAGGCCGCCCGCGCGGGGAAGGAGGGGUGGCCGCCGUGGUCGGCGAAGCCCUCCCGGGAGGGGACUGGGGGCGAAAUCUCCGCCGGGGCUGCUCGAAGGAUCUCCGGGGUGGAGGAUGACUGGGCUGACAGGGAUGCCACGCCGCGCGGGGUGGCGGCGUAUGCGCAGAACAGGCCGCCGAUCGGGCCCAGGGGCGGCGGGGGCCAAAGGAAGGGAUCGUUCUCGGUGCGCCCUGCCAUCGACCUGGAGGCGGUAAGGAAGCGCGUGGCGGCGGGCGAUGGCGUGGGGUCGGUCAUGCUGGCGCUGGAGGACCACCCCGGCGGGCAGCCCUGCUGGUACUUCGCGCCACCGGGGGCGGGCGCCGGGCUGGAGCCGCUGUGCGUGGGCUGGGACGGUAACUCGGAGGAGGAGGUGUCCCUGUCGGCCUGGGGCCUUCGGGCCCAGUCGCAGGUGCGCGAAUGA